AUGUGCGCAAAGUACGAGUUUCAAAAACCCAACGAUCGUAGAGCUUUAGAUCUCAUGAACGUAGCCGCCAUGGCUGUUGUUACGGAUAUCCCCGAGAUCAUCAUAGCAUACGGUGUCAGUGACGAGUAUAGUUUUGUCCUCCACAAGUCCUGUGACUUGUUUGAGCGACGUGCGAGCAAGUUGGUCAGCACCAUCGUAUCUACCUUCACAGCGAAUUACGUAUUUUCUUGGCCCACAUGCUUCCUCGAUACGCCACUGUCCUUCCCUCUACCAACUUUCGAUGGCCGAGCAGUAUGUUACCCAAGUGUCCAGAAUCUACGUGACUAUUUGAGUUGGCGGCAAGUAGACUGUCACAUAAACAAUUUGUAUAACACUACAUUCUGGUCCCUCGUCCAGCUUGGUGGGCUUGACAACAAGGAUGCUGAAAGAACACUAGCCGGCACCUUGGCAGCAGACAAAAACGAGAUACUAUUUUCUAGAUUCCACAUCAACUACAAUAACGAACCGGAAAUAUACAAGAAGGGCAGCGUCAUAUUCAGAGAUUAUGAACUGGUCGAUCCCGGUAGCCACUCGGUUGCUGCAGAGAUUGACGAUUUGGCCGAGCCUGUAACACAAUCGAAAACUCAGACUGAAAAGGAUAAAAAGAGAAGGGCUAAGGCGCGGGUCGUGGUACAGCACUUGGACAUCAUCAAAGAUGACUUCUGGGAUAGAAGACCGUGGAUAUUAUCGAAUAAGCCAGGAAAAGCUCCAAAGGAAACAUAG
Messenger RNA from Metarhizium brunneum ARSEF 3297, 762 nucleotides. It is a transcript of the gene rgt-1, whose product is annotated as tRNA(His) guanylyltransferase. The record is from RefSeq and is a predicted model, not a curated record. Gene Ontology annotation, molecular function: magnesium ion binding; tRNA guanylyltransferase activity. Gene Ontology annotation, biological process: tRNA modification. NCBI's taxonomy places the organism in Eukaryota, Fungi, Ascomycota, Sordariomycetes, Hypocreales, Clavicipitaceae.